CAGUAAAACGAGCAAACCGAACCAAGAUACAAGAGUUAAACAAGCGAGUUGGGGCGGACUGGAGAAAUUUCUUCCCAGCGUGGGUUUUUUGGGGGCCGUUAAAGAGCCGCUUUGCUCCCCUCCUCUUCUGACAGCUGGUUUGCGGAUUGCCCUCAGUUUACACUUAAAAGUUCAGGGAGCCAGCUGAGAUGAGCGGUCCUGAGGUCGCCAACACACCGGGAGGCGGGGCGCCGGGAAAGGAAGGAAAAGAGCCGGUGGCCAAUGGGCACGCAGGAGACGGGCCCGAUGCCAACCCGUUUGCUGAGUACAUGUGGAUGGAGAAUGAGGAGGAGUAUAACAGACAGGUGGAAGAGGAGCUGUUGGAGCAAGAGUUCUUGGAGCGCUGUUUCCAGGAAAUGCUGGAGGAGGAAGACCAGGACUGGUUCAUCCCUUCGCGUGACCUCAACAACCAGGGAGUCAGCCAGCUGCAGCAGCAACUCAACGGGCUGUCGGUCAGCGACCAUCACAGCAACGUGGAGGAGGUGGCGAGGAAGAGCAUCUUGAAUCCUGAGGCGAAGGAAUUUGUGCCAGGAAUGAAAUACUAGAAGUCCCCCUCACCCCCUUGGAGCCUCCAUGCACACAUGAGCCCUUGCACAUCCAGAGACUCUUACGGCCGUGGCUGCACAUAUUCUUAUUGCUACACACACACACACACACACACACACACACACACAUAUAUUGAAGUCAGUGGCGUGCCGGUAGGCCCAGUUGGGGGGUGGGGGGAUUUCUUUUCCUUUUUUUUCUUUUUCCUCUUUAAGCUUUUUAUUUUGUUUGUUUUCUCGUAAACUGAGGGGCACUUGGCUCAGAGGAGGGCUGUGGUACCAGCACCACCACUCCUGCAGAAGCUAGCUCAUCAUUGCAUUUCACGUGUCAUAUUUUGCUGUUUGCAGAGCAUGCAGAGCACACUGUAGUUUCCUGGGAACUGUGGCAGCUACCAAGGAGUGAUGCCGGGUCAAAACUUUAAUCCAAAAAGCUUUACAGAAAUUUAAAUUUGUUCGGAUCAGCACUCUUUAACUGCUAUUUUUCUUCUUUCUUUUUUUUUUAAAUGAGCAAAAUCAUUUUCAGCAGGGAGAGGGUUUCAGCAACAGCAAGGCUAAAGGACAUGAAUGUCAGGGGACUCCGGUGAGGUUCUGCACCUGCUCUGUAAACUCAUCAGUCGUUAAACAUCAUUAAAGUUGAUGAAGGCUCUGUUCCAAAACAAAUGCAGACCCCUAGGCCCACCCCUCACCCCACCGCGGCAGUUCGUUUCAGGUCAACAGACUAGACAUGGACAUCUGUAAUUGUGGAUGAAAAAAUUAUUUUCAUAUUUUUUAUAUGGAGAUCCAGGUUUAUCUUUUUGUCCAGUGCAUACGAGCGGAGGUGGUUAACGUCGAAGUCCUGCAUCAAGUUAAGUUUAUUACCGAAAUAUAGAUUCUAAUAGUUUAUUUUGCUGACAGCUUCAUGCUUGGUUUCAGAUUGGGUUCAUUUGGGGACCAUCUUCGUUUCGGGGGGACUGGUUUGCUUUGAAACACAGCCGCUGCCUCCUUCUGCUGGACCGGCUCGAUUUGUUCAGCGUCAGAUUUGGUGUCCAUGUCCGGUUCUCAAAAAGCUUCGUCUUUUUUUUUUGUUUUUGUUUUUUUUGUUCUUUCCACUUUGUGUUUUUGAGGAUUAGGCGUUGGUCUCUACUGUGGUGUCCAAUUUGUCCUGUUAAAGUAGAACAUGGUGGACAGUAUUGCAUCUCUGCCAUUGUUUUUAUUCCUGAUCAAGGACAGAAAUAGUUUUUUCUUCUGGACGAAGUUCUACUUUUAAACCAGAACUUCAUGAGUUCCAGGUUUUUCUAGAGUUUUAGUUAUAAUAAUAAUAAUAUCAGUUAAAUUGUAAGGAGAUACUUUCAGAAAAUCUAUUUCCAGUCAGCAGUAAUCUUGAUUUACGUUUUCUAAAAACAUUCAGGUUAGCUUAAAAUUGCAGCGGCAGUAUUAUUUAAAAAAAAAAAAAAGCAUCUGAAUAUUUCACUACUGGGUAAUUGGUUCGAUUAGCAAAUCUUCCAGGAAGCACUUUGUGCUGUUGCUGCCCCCUGGCUUUAAACGAUGCAACAGAGACACAGAGGUUCGGGUUUUCAAGGAGAACUUCCUCACGAUGUUGGACCACAGCAUGGAGAAUGGAGAAGCCAAUGGGGGGGGGGUGGAUCGUACAACAUGAAAUCAUUUUUGGUGAUUUUUGUUUGAGUUAGAUGACAGAAGCUGUUUUAAAAAAGAAAAGGAGAGGAAAAAAGGUUCAGAAGACACAGUGUGAAUUUCAAUAGAGGUAAAAAUGAUGAAAAAAAGACGAAUAAAGAUGCUAAAGACAAAA
Molecule: messenger RNA, 2367 nt
Organism: Girardinichthys multiradiatus
Lineage: Eukaryota; Metazoa; Chordata; Actinopteri; Cyprinodontiformes; Goodeidae
Gene: paip2b
Product: poly(A) binding protein interacting protein 2B
Exons: 4
Coding region: 189-584 (131 amino acids)
Biological process (GO): negative regulation of translational initiation
Cellular component (GO): cytoplasm
Molecular function (GO): mRNA regulatory element binding translation repressor activity
Source: RefSeq, a predicted model, not a curated record